Oldenlandia corymbosa var. corymbosa is the source of this 1261-nucleotide messenger RNA. Lineage: Eukaryota; Viridiplantae; Streptophyta; Magnoliopsida; Gentianales; Rubiaceae. The record is from the annotation of a GenBank genome assembly.
UGAUUCCAGACCUGUUAUCGUUGAUUGGUUUAUUAUAUUUUCAAAUAGAGAUUUUUAAUGAAUAAUGUUAGGCCUCAUUCAAAUGUAUUCAUUAUGGUUGUUGCUAUCUGAGUUUUGUUAUUGUAGCCAUGAGCUGGUUUUGUGUUUAAGUAUUUGAAUGACACUAAUGAGCUAUGUUUAUUGAAUCCAGAAGUUGCCCCUAACUUUAUGAAGCUUAGUGAUAGCAUGAUUACCACUGUUUCGGGAGUUGAUGCUAAGCAAUGCCAAGACUUGCUGUGUAAUUUGAUGGAACUGGUAGGCUUAAUUUUGGGAUUUUUUUUCUUCUUUUUCUUUGAAUGGAUACAUUAAUUGCUUGUUCUUUUCAGUCUCUCUUUUUUUGUUGAAAGAUUUGAUUUUUUUUCAUCUAUCUUCGUGUUUGCUAGUGUCACCAUUUAAAACAUCAAAGUAGAGAAAAAAAGAUUCCGCUUGAAUGUGCAUUAGACUUUAUGAUCCGCAUUCUAUCAUCUUGCCGUGAAGAAGGAUUGAUCGUGUCUUGGAUCAACAAAGAUGAGUAUUGUUAUUGCUCUUUCUUUGUGAAGGAAUUAUGUUAGGCUAUUUUUCCAAAAAAUCUCAGUUUAUCGAUUCGUUUCUUUGUUUAGAGUUUCUUAUAUGGUGUGGAUGGUAGAGCGGUACGUAUUACUAACUCUAAAUUGGGCUCUAGUUUGGGAAAUGGUGUUGCGUACUAUCAUCUCAAGGUCGAUAAUAUAAUUGAAAUGAGAAAGCAUUAGCCUAAAGCCAAACUUCACAAAAUGGAUAUUUGUCCCUCCUCAAAGUUCCCAUUCGGUGACAAAUUGUACGAGGAUAGGUCUACGUGGUUACCUAAUGAAGCUGCAUGGUGUGCUAAACGUGUUUGUUGUUGCACUGUAUCUUCCUCCAUUAAGCCUCCCGGGGCUUUCGUUACUGUUUUCAAUGCGGGAGCUUGUGGGUGCAAGGUGGUCCAUAAGAACGUCAAUGCGAAAGAAUUUUUGGAUGGCUCUCCAUUCGCACAUGUCGAGGAAGAGUUGAUGAAAUUUGAUAAUGACAAUUUGGAAGAAGGUGGUUGGGCGGAAGCUCAAAUCGAGAAGUAUGGCAGCUAUGGAGAAACCUUCUCCAUCAAAACUAUCAUGAUUGAUACAUUUUUCAUGGACAAAGUGACUUUGCUAGAUGAGUUCUAAUUUGGCAAUGGAGAAGUUGUUUCAGCUACGUAAAUGAAUAAAGAGAGGAAGUUGUUUUGGCAAUGGAG